Messenger RNA from Labeo rohita (rohu), 3371 nucleotides. RefSeq names its product coiled-coil domain containing 13 (gene ccdc13). NCBI's taxonomy places the organism in Eukaryota, Metazoa, Chordata, Actinopteri, Cypriniformes, Cyprinidae. Bases 315 to 2189 code for a protein of 624 amino acids. The record is from RefSeq and is a predicted model, not a curated record. Gene Ontology annotation, biological process: non-motile cilium assembly; cytoplasmic microtubule organization. The transcript has 15 exons. Gene Ontology annotation, cellular component: centriolar satellite.
AAUGGUGCCGUCCCAGUGAUAGCUUUUGUACCUUUUUUUCUCAGUGUGUGGCAACGCGUUCCCAUGGAGACGGUCGUGUAUACAAAUGGACGGGAAACUAUUCGUGAAACCUUUAGUAUCUGUUAACUCACGGACUGUACUCUGUUAGCUAUUUUUUAUGAAUUAACUUAAUAACCAUGUCAAUUUUAAUGCCAAUUCUUAACUUAAGUUGACCGGAAUCUUUCUAAAUUUGUCCGGUAAGUUUUUGUUCAGGUUUAAACUGACCGCUUGAGAAUCAUCCCCGGACUGUAACGUUAGUGAAUAGUUUGUAUGUGAUGGAUGGUGACAGUGAUGAAAUAAAGGAGCAGCUGAGGCUUCAAUUUCAAGCUCUUCAAGAGCAACAAGUGCAGCGCAUCCAGAAAAGACUGGAGAUGAAAAAGACGGAAAGAGAUAAGACUGACCCAAACGCUCCUCCUCUCAGCAGCCUGGACAAUAUAAGCUUCACAGAAGAGGAUGAUGACAUGACGGAUGUAUUCAACGCAAGAGUGAUGCAGAAUGAAAAUGAACAGUUGCAAGAUUACGUGAGGGAGCUGAGAGAUGAGAAUGGCAGACUCUAUAAACUGCUGAGUGAGAAAGACUUUGAGAUAAAACACCUGAAAAAGAAGAGAGAGGAGGAACGAUUGGCUUUAGCAGGUACUGCUGGUCUGGCAGGAGAUGCAGCAGCAACCAAAAUUGUGGAACUGUCAAAGAAGAAUCGAGAAUUAGCUGCUGACAUAGAACGAGAGAAGACCAAAACUAAACAAGCAAACAAUCGAGUCAAAGAACUGGAGAAAGAGCUUCAGACCACGCUGUUACUUAAUCCUGGAAAGAAGACAAACAAAAUGCAGAAUUCAAGAACUAUGAACGACCAUCUUGAAAACAGCCCGGUAGUAAAAUCCCUGCAGGAGAAAUUAUCUACAGCCCAGCUCAAAAUGACUGAAUACCGCAACCAGAUCCAGACGUUUAAGCAAGAGUUAAAAAUAGCUCACAAGGUGUUGAGCUGUGAGGUGGGUGAGGAUGUGAAUAUUCAGCAGAUACUGUGUAACCCAGGAGGCUGGAGAGGCCGUUCACAGCAGAUCCUCGCUCUUCAGAACAGAGUGCGAGACCUGGAACAACAGCUGAGCCAGUCCUCUCUCAGAAAGCAGCUAUGCGAGCUUGGCCUUGAGGAGGAGAUCACAAGAAUGGGAGGCCAACAGAAGACACAAGACAGAAACCUCAGCCACAUCCGUCACAUAGAGAGGGAAAGGAAGGAGACACUGGAGAAGCUCACAAUGGAUUAUGAAGUUCUGCUCGAAGAACACUCAGACAUGAAAAAGAAGCUGGAGGCCUCUAAAGCCAGAAGCAAAGUGUUGAGCACAGAAAUCAAAGCCCUGAAGAGCCAGAUCAGUACUCUGCUGGAUAAAGGCAAACACGAUGAUGAGCUGGUCGAUGCCUUAUUGAAGCAGCAGGCGAAGUGGCAGGCCAUGCUCGGUCAUCUAAGCCAGAAAGGCUUCCAGCGCGAGGAGGCUCAGCAGGGUGUGGAGAGGCAUCUGCACAGCGAGGCCCAGCAGCACGCCUCCCUCAUCCAGCAGCUCAAAGUCAUGGUGUCAGAGAAAGAGAACAAGGUCAAAGAGCUGGAGCAGGAGAUCCAGCAACUCGCGCUCAUGAAGCAGUCAGAGUGUAAGAGUCAAACUAACAUCAGGCCUUUGACAUCACGACAUGAAAACAGCAGGGAGUCAAACUCUGCCAGAGAAGCACGAGCGGCCUGUCCAGAGUGUGCUGUUAAAAUCCCAGCGCUCCAGGCUCAGUGUGCUGAGUAUAAGACUCUUUAUCAAGCUGCCAGUGUGGAGAGAGACAAACUGCUGGAGCUGACCAAAGUACAGCAAACCAGUGAAGAAGAGGCAAAGCGCCAGUGUGCAGAAGCUGAGCAGAAACUCAGGCUAGAAUGGCAGCGUUCAGUCUUACUGGAGCAGCAGCUGGAGAAAGCCAAACUGGACUCAAGGAAAGAAGCGAGUUUGCAAACAUCUAAUCGGAGUAGAACAGGAAGCUCAGGCAGCAUUCUGAGUCUGAGUCUGAGUCUCCCUGACAAACAAGAGGGUUUGUCUCCCAGAAUCUCCUCAGAUGUCACCCGUGAUGCUCAACUUAGUGAACUCAAAACACGCACGGCUGGCACUGCAACUAGAAGAAAAUGAAACCUCAAGAACCGCUCUGAAGAAUGCCUUGAAGAAAAAGAAAGAAGGCUUGCAGUUCUACAAGGACGUGCUGAUGGCCCAAGCAAAACAGGAAUUCCAGCAGGCCCACAGAAAGCAUGAGCAGGGGACUUAGACUGGACUGAAGAAGGCUCUUUGCUAGCAAACGGAAAUCUUUGAAGGACAACUCCGGCAUGUUUAUGACACGUACAUGCUCAUACAAAACAAAUGACUCGUUUCAAGUACAUCAAUCCACCCGGGAUUGUGAGGUCACGAGAACAUGAAUGAGAAAGGACACGCUUUUUGUUAGUUAUGCAUAGAAUAAAAUAAUAAUGAGAUCCUGUUUGUUUAAUAACGGUUGGAACAUUUUAAGACAUUAUCAAGGUAAACUAGUUUUUUCUCUCUCUCUCUCUCUUUCUGGCACUCUAAAGUGGAAACAAACUUUCCUGCCUUCUUUUCUGACGCACAUUGCUCAUUAAUAUUUGAUUUGUGCGUCGUGGUGUAAAACCAAAAAUGAAAAGCAAAACCAAAAUAAGCUCUGCAGAAUGCACGCCCUCCCCUGCUCAAGCGAUAUGUGUGCGAUGACUUGACCCUUCGCUUACCGUGUCUCUCCUCUUGUUUACAUUUAACGUAUCAGCCGGCGCAUUCAUGCUGCCAUACAUGAGUUAUUCUCUUUCCUAUGUGGCCGGAGGGGGUUUGAGGCCUCCCCUCCCGACGCUGCUCCACCACGCUUAAUUUAAACCUGUGGCUGAAGCAGUGUGCUCCUCUUGAAACAGCGCACUAUUUCAUCUUCCCAGAAGCCUGAGGGACACUGGCAAGCCCAAGGCUGUUACGAGUGCGAGUACCACAAGACCAAAAUAUCAUCCAGGACUGGAAAUGAUGGAAAAAAAAGCCUUGUUUACACUGAGGAAAUAAAAGGAACUUGUGUUUGAAAUGAGAUUGCAGAUAACAGAUGUUCAACAUGGACAGAGAUGCUUGAUGCAACGCAGUUGCAGUUGCAAAGGAUGGUAUGGUGAAGGGGUAGUUCACCAAAAAAAAAAUUAAUUCUGUCCUAAAAAGCACAUAUUGUGGAAAUAAUAUACUUUAAAAUAAUGUACUUGAGUGUGCACUGAAUGUAAUGUUUUCACACUUCAUUGCAUGUUAACUACAAAAAAUGAAAGUGUAAUAAAAUAUAUAUUAUUUAUA